Messenger RNA from Rosa rugosa (rugosa rose), 447 nucleotides. Its product is annotated as monothiol glutaredoxin-S6-like. NCBI's taxonomy places the organism in Eukaryota, Viridiplantae, Streptophyta, Magnoliopsida, Rosales, Rosaceae. The record is from RefSeq and is a predicted model, not a curated record. Bases 63 to 380 code for a protein of 105 amino acids. The transcript has a single exon.
UCCAUCAUAUAUAGCACCCGCAUUUCAAAGUUUCAAACUACUGAAAAAGUUUAGCUUUUGUAAUGGAUACGAUAACAAGCAUGGUGACUGGAAAGCCAGUGGUGAUCUUCAGCAGGAGCACAUGUUGCAUGAGCCACUCCAUCAGGUCACUGAUAGCAGGGUACGGGGCGAAUCCAACAGUGUAUGAGCUUGAUCAAAUCCCAAAUGGGCAAGUAAUAGAGAGGGUACUAGUUGAGCAGCUGAAAUGCGAGCCAAGUGUGCCAGUUGUUUUCAUAGGCCAACAGUUCGUUGGUGGAGCUAAUCAGGUCAUGACCCUCCAACUCAGAAACCAGCUUGCGCCCAGGCUCCUAGCGGCCAAUGCCAUUUGGGUUUGGAACUAGUAUACUACUCUAGUUAUAUCUAUAUUAUAUAUAGUCAUGACCCCAAAUAACAGUACGUUUUCGUGUU